Molecule: messenger RNA, 4367 nt
Organism: Plodia interpunctella (Indianmeal moth)
Lineage: Eukaryota; Metazoa; Arthropoda; Insecta; Lepidoptera; Pyralidae
Gene: Herp
Product: Homocysteine-induced endoplasmic reticulum protein
Exons: 4
Coding region: 304-1419 (371 amino acids)
Biological process (GO): endoplasmic reticulum unfolded protein response
Molecular function (GO): protein binding
Source: RefSeq, a predicted model, not a curated record
CUGGACCAAUGAGAGAUCGACAAAUAAUUUUCAUACAAACAAAUUGACAAGUACAGGGGCCCCAUAAUUCCUGUCGUAUUUAUUUACAAAUUUAGCUAAUUAUUUCAUUCGCAGUGUGUGAAACUUGUAAAGAGCUCGCGUUUAAAAAAGGCUGUAAUAAUAUUGCGUCAGCAUCAGUUAUAAAUCCCAGUUUGUAAGAACGCGCACGCGUAUAAUUGAAAUAAUUUUGCGUAUUAUUGUGGUUGUGAUAAAAUCACGAGUUGUUUGUUAUCUAACUGAACAGGGUCAAUUGGAUGGUUAAAAAUGAUCCCAGAUAACGUGACGUUGAUCGUGAAGGCUCCUAAUCAGCAGGUGGAGGAUCAGAACAUUGAAUGUCAGUCGUCUUGGACGAUAGGACAAUUGAAGGGCCACUUAUCUGAAGUCUAUCCCAGCAAACCGAGCAAGGAUGAACAGAAAAUCAUAUACUCAGGCCAGUUAUUAGAAGACAAUGCCAUAUUGAAAGACGUACUACGCACCUAUGAGAGUCAGAUAGCUCAUAUUAUGCACCUAGUGUGCACGCCGAAGCGAAGAAUGGGCGACGCUGCCGACAUUGAGGGUUUAAGGCGACGCAACGUCCCUAGUGUUAACCCUCCCGAGACUGAACCAAGGACAGAAAGACCGGAAGUCACCACGAGACCGGAGACAAGACAGAACGAUCAAAACCACACUGUAGAAAUGCAAAAUUAUUUGACAUCUUUCGUGAACAACUAUGGAAGAGUUCCACCGUACCCUAACUAUAAUUUUGGUGAGGGAUACUUGCCCGUGACCAACGACCCGGCCUCCAUGGCGAAUCACAUGAUGAUGAUGCAACAGGCUUAUCUGCAGUAUAUGCAGCAGUAUGCUAAUAUGUGGCAAGCGAACGCGGCGCCCCCCGCCCCGUCCGCGGAGGCGCCCCCCUCCCCCGCGGCGGCGCCCCCGGCGCCCCCCGCGCCGCCCGAGGACCCCGCGGAAGAUGGACUCGCUCGCGAUUGGCUCGACCAUCUGUACGCGGCCUCCAGGCUUGCAAUACUAUUCUCACUAGUGUACCUCUACGGAAGUCCCGCGAGGCUGCUAUUGGUGCUACUGUUGGCGGCUGCUGGCUAUCUACACCAAAUCGGAUUCUUCCGCGACCUUCACGUGAACCCCGCGCAAGCCGAGCGACGCAACGAGAGACCGGAAAACCAGAACCAAGCCAAUCAGGACCAGAACCAACCCAACCAGAACCAAGACCAACCCAAUCACAACCAAAACCAACCCAAUCAGAACCAAGCUGAAGAAAUACCAGUGGACGCGAGGGACGACGUUAUAAACAAUGACAAUGUUAAUAACCAAUCGUUGCUCGCUGUUACAUGGAUGAUAUUCACGUCAUUUUUCGCUUCACUAAUACCGGAUACCAACUAGGGAAAAGUUUUUAAUCUCUAUUGGUGACAAGAACUGGGAAAAGGCCAAAAAAUUGUAAGUAUUUGGAAAUCUCAUUGUUGGAAGUGUUGCCAACGUAAAAGAUGUGUUUUUUUUUGUGUAUUUAUAAAAAUCUUGCCGAGUCAAUGGUUUCGAUUUUAAGUUUUAAGAUACAAAUUUUUAUGUAGAUUUCUAUUGUAUAAUACAUAUACUCGUUGCGUUAUUAUAGUCCAGAAAAUCAAAACUUAUUAUUAGACGUUUUAAUACGGGGUAGACAGAGCGUUGGAACGUAAAACCGCAAAGGUUAUGGAAAUUUUGCGAAGGUAUUUGUUGUAAUAAUAUCCUUCUUUUCAGUUAAUCUAUAGAAAGUAUGAAUCUAUUCCAGCAAUUAAUUCAUUUUACACGUCCAGUAAAAGACUUAAAACUACAUAAAGUAAUCGUUGAACGAUAGAACUAUGCAAAGCGACUUGUUGAAAUUCCUUGUUUGAAAAUCGUGACUAAAAUUGUUGAUUUUAAGAUUUCCCAUAUGAAAAUAAAAGUCUUACUCGUAAAAAUAUCACGCUCAUGCUAAAACCCGAAUGAGUUUUAGAUAAAAUAUAUUUUGUCUCCUUUCAAUACCAAUAUGUAUUAGAAAAAGAGGGAAAAACAUUGUUUUAUCUAAAAUAGGUUUAGCAAUCGCAUUAUAUUUUUUUAAUUGCCGUUUUUCUAGGCUAUUGUGAGAUUUGAAUUCUGUACUGAUGUAAAACCAAAUAAUAAUUGUAAAUAACUUAUUUUUAGAUAUAGCGGUAUAUUAAUAGUGUUCUUCAGUGAUUUUGAUAUUGAGAAGGAUCUUUCGUAUGUGAAAUUCGAGAAACCAAUCAAAAAAUAGACAUAUCGGCCAAUCUACAAUAAGAAUCUAUUUCGGCUUUGUCAUUGGCUGAAAUAGUAAACGUACAUAUUUUAUUAAACGAAGUGAUUGUAUUUAAAUCGAUAUCCCUUAGUUUUUAAUCUGGCUGGCGUAAAAAUAUAUUUGUUAAGAUUUAUUAUUCAAGAUAUCACAAUGGGUCAACUAUUUUUCUUUAAAACUUAAGUCCUUGUGCGCACGAGCGCUUUUUCGACGCGCUUAAAAGAGUUAAAAUGAAAACUCGGUUAAGUCGAAAGCGUUUUUAAAACGUCAACUUCCGAGAGCUUUUUUAACUCACGCGAACCAGGUCUUAUUUGUAAACUAGUCUAUACUAGGUGGGAGGUUCUACUAAACUUUCAAACAUGUUUUUUUUUAAAUACUAAAGUCUGUUUUUAUGGCACACGAAGAGAAACGUGCAACAAUAGUUUUCUCUAAUGAAAACAUAUUACUAGUAAUUAUAAAAUGAUAUAUUUGUUAUCAAGAAUUACAUAAAUAACAACAAUAUGCUCAUUGUUAAAGAGUAAUAAAUAGAUACGCUAGAAACGCAAGGAUGAACUUUAUAUUUAACGUGCUAAAGUACAUAAUUGAUUUAACACCAAAUUACUUUCUUUUUAUCUACCGAAUAUGAUCUUUAUUCUUGUGUUCUUAGAUCUUUUAAAUUUGCUUGCUCUAAAUUCAGACUUUAAAAAGUACUUGUGUACAUAGCUUAUGUAAAUCCCUUUUUUUUGUGAUUGGGUGUGUAUUGCUUCCAUUUUUAUUUAAUGACAUUGUCAUGUAACCUAGUUUUGUUUGUGUUUCAUUGAAACUGAAAGUUCCCAAUUACUAUUUCGUUAGUCCAAUGGUUCCGGUUUGAAUUGGAUUGCUGCGCUUCCACAUUCAGUGAAUUCAUUAUAUUGUUUUGAAGUUUUAUUUAUUUCAAAGUGUAAACUAAUCGUAAUAAGUAAUAUGUAUUUAAAAACAUAUUUGUACAAACUUGAUGACUAAACCUCUUUAAAGUGUACCUUAAGCUAAAGUAUGUUUUGUCUUGUUCUGUCAAUGUCAAAUAUUGUGAAACAGCGAGCUAAUACAUAUUAUAGCUUGAAGUAUACUUUAAACUUUUUUAUGAAUAAGAAGUUCAGUUCGGUGAUGUUUUCGUAUCAUUGAUUUUUUUUUUUUUAUUAGAAACAUUAAAUUUCUUGAAAAUAACUAAAAUAUUAAUGAUUUUUUUUCUCUUGAAAAGCAUAUUUCACCUCCGUGCUUGGGAAAACAGCAAAUAUGUGGAUUGAUUGAUAUGACAAUGUCGAUGGAGUAUUCAUGUACUAGUUUGCCGACGCAUACUUUUCGUGAUGAGCUGUUUUACCGAUACUAUUUUGCAUAUUUGUGUUGCGAAAGAAUACUUUCUUUCAUGUACAAUUUAUCCAGUUUCACUGAAUAAAACUUCAUUUAGUUAGGAUUUAAACAUAAUUUAUUUUAGCCCCUAUUGUUAACAUUAAAAUUAUGCUUAUAUUUAAACAACAUCAUACAAAGAUUGCCUGCAUUUUGUAAUGUGUAAAUUUCUAAUAUUAAAAAUUACAUAUACUAUGUAUAAAUUAUUAGGACGUCGGUGAAUUAAUAGGAUUUUACGCACGGGAUAGUCAGCUAUGUUAAAAAGUAAAAUUUAAAUUCUCAAAAAUCGUGUUUUCUCUGUCUCGAUAAGUAGCUAGACAGAGACGACACAAAACAUACUUUAAAUGCUUUCGUGUUAUCGCUUAAACUUGAACUAAGUUUGAAAUACAUCUAUUGUCUUUGUAAUUAAAAGUUUCAGCAAAUUUUAGAUAAAAUAUAUUUUGUCCCUAUCACUCUUUCCAAUUUUUGACAUAAAAAAAAGGAGACAAAACAUAAUUCUAAAAUGGACUGAAUGAAAGUGUUAACUUUUCGUACGUAGUAUUGAUUCUCUAAAUUGGUUUCACUCAAAAAGAAGACAAUAAUUUGUAGCCUCCUGUGUGUGUAAAAUUCUACUAAUACGCCAGUUUAGAAUAAUGGAUUCUUUAUGUUCUGUGAUAAGGUUCGUUUUCGUUUGCACGGUCGUGAAUAAAUUUUUUGAAUUGUA